GAUUACUGUUAUUAGAUGAUUUGAGUAUAACAUCAAUAACAUUUCAACGAUAUAAUAAACUUGGUAUAGUAUUACUGUUAUUAGAUGAUUUGAGUAUAAUAUCAAUAACAUUUCAACAAUAUAAUAAACUUGGUAUAGGAUUACUGUUAUUAGAUGAUUUGAGUAUAAUAUCAAUAACAUUUCAACAAUAUAAUAAACUUGGCAUAGGAUUACUGUUAUUAGAUGAUUUGAGUAUAAUAUCAAUAACAUUUCAACAAUAUAAUAAACUUGGUAUAGGAUUACUGUUAUUAGAUGAUUUGAGUAUAACAUCAAUAACAUUUCAACAAUAUAAUAAACUUGGUAUAGGAUUACUGUUAUUAGAUGAUUUGAGUAUAAUAUCAAUAACAUUUCAACAAUAUAAUAAACUUGGUAUAGGAUUACUGUUAUUAGAUGAUUUGAGUAUAAUAUCAAUACCAUUUCAACAAUAUAAUAAACUUGGCAUAGGAUUACUGUUAUUAGAUGAUUUGAGUAUAACAUCAAUAACAUUUCAACAAUAUAAUAAACUUGGCAUAGGAUUACUGUUAUUAGAUGAUUUGAGUAUAAUAUCAAUAACAUUUCAACAAUAUAAUAAACUUGGCAUAGGAUUACUGUUAUUAGAUGAUUUGAGUAUAACAUCAAUAACAUUUCAACAAUAUAAUAAACUUGGUAUAGGAUUACUGUUAUUAGAUGAUUUGAGUAUAACAUCAAUAACAUUUCAACAAUAUAAUAAACUUGGUAUAAGAUUACUGUUAUUAGAUGAUUUGAGUAUAAUAUCAAUAACAUUUCAACAAUAUAAUAAACUUGGUAUAGGAUUACUGUUAUUAGAUGAUUUGAGUAUAAUAUCAAUAACAUUUCAACAAUAUAAUAAACUUGGUAUAGGAUUACUGUUAUUAGAUGAUUUGAGUAUAAUAUCAAUAACAUUUCAACAAUAUAAUAAACUUGGCAUAGGAUUACUGUUAUUAGAUGAUUUGAGUAUAACAUCAAUAACAUUUCAACAAUAUAAUAAACUUGGUAUAGGAUUACUGUUAUUAGAUGAUUUGAGUAUAACAUCAAUAACAUUUCAACAAUAUAACAAACUUGGCAUAGGAUUACUGUUAUUAGAUGAUUUGAGUAUAAUAUCAAUAACAUUUCAACAAUAUAAUAAACUUGGUAUAGGAUUACUGUUAUUAGAUGAUUUGAGUAUAAUAUCAAUAACAUUUCAACAAUAUAAUAAACUUGGUAUAAGAUUACUGUUAUUAGAUGAUUUGAGUAUAAUAUCAAUAACAUUUCAACAAUAUAAUAAACUUGGUAUAGGAUUACUGUUAUUAGAUGAUUUGAGUAUAAUAUCAAUAACAUUUCAACAAUAUAAUAAACUUGGUAUAUUAUUUAAAUAUUUCUGA
Molecule: messenger RNA, 1397 nt
Organism: Lottia gigantea (owl limpet)
Lineage: Eukaryota; Metazoa; Mollusca; Gastropoda; Lottiidae
Exons: 2
Source: RefSeq, a predicted model, not a curated record